Messenger RNA from Loxodonta africana (African savanna elephant), 7649 nucleotides. RefSeq names its product 2-acylglycerol O-acyltransferase 1. Gene Ontology annotation, molecular function: diacylglycerol O-acyltransferase activity. Gene Ontology annotation, biological process: diacylglycerol biosynthetic process; triglyceride biosynthetic process. The record is from RefSeq and is a predicted model, not a curated record. NCBI's taxonomy places the organism in Eukaryota, Metazoa, Chordata, Mammalia, Proboscidea, Elephantidae. Gene Ontology annotation, cellular component: endoplasmic reticulum membrane.
UUCAUAGUCAUACUGCUGUGAACCCUGGCAUACAAGUGUCUAUUUGAAUCCCUGUUUUUCUUUUGAGUAUAUAUCUAAAAUUGGAAUUGUUGGUUGUUUUAGGUAUCAUUAAUUCCAACUCAUAGUGACCCCAUGUGACAGAGUAGAACUGCCCCAUAGGGUUUUCUUGGCUGUAAUCUUUAUGGAAGCAGAUUGCCGGGUCUUUCUGCCACAGAGCUGCUGGGUGGGUUCAAACUCCCAACCAUUCAGUUAGCAUUCGAGUGCUUAACGAUUUGUGCCACCAGGGCUCCUUUGGAAUUGCUGGAUCAUGUGGUAAUUCUAGGUUUAACUUUUUGAGGAACAGUCAAAACUGUUUUCCACAGAGACUGCACCAUUUUACAUUCCUACCAGCAGUGCACAAAAGUUCCAGUUUCUCCACAUCCUCACCAAUGCUUGUUAAUUUUUAUGUGUUUUGUUGUUUUUAUAAGAGCUGUCCUGUUGUUGUUGUUGUUAGGUGCUAUUGAGUUGGUUCCACUUAGAGCCACCCUGUGUACAACAGAACAAAACACUGCCCAGUCCUGCGCCAUCCUUACAAUUGCCACUUUGUCAGUCCAUCUCAUUGAGGGGCUUCCUCUUUUUCGCUGACCCUCUACCAAGCAUGAUCUCCUUCUCCAGGGACUCGUCCCUCCUGAUAACAUGUCCAAGGUACAUAAGACGAACCUUGCCAUCCUCCCUUCUAAGGAGCGUCCUGGCUGUACUUCUUGAAAAACAGAUUUGUUCAUUCUUCUGGCAGCCCAUGGCAUAUUCAGUAUUCUUUGCCAGUACCAUAAUUCAAAGGCAUCGGUUCUCCUUUGGUCUUCCUUAUUUACUGUCCUGCUCUUGCAUGCAUAUGAGGCAACUGAAAAUAUCAAGGCUUGGGUCAGGUGCACCUUACUCCUCAAGGUGGCAUAUUUGCUUUUUAACACUUUAAAGAGAUCUUUUGCAGCAGAUUUAUCCAAUGCAAUAUGUCGUUUGAUUUCGUAACUGCUGCUUCCAGGGGUGUUGAUUGUAGACCCAAGAAGAAUGAAAUCCUUGACUACUUCAAUAUUUUCCCUAUUUAUCAUGUUGUUGCUUGUUGGUCCAAUUGUGAAGAUUUUUGUUUUCUUUAUGUUGAUGUGUAAUCCAUAUUGAAGACUGUAGUCUUUGAUCUUCAUCAGUAAAUGCUUCAAGUCCUCCUCACUUUCAUCAAGGAAAGUUGUGUCAUCUGCAUAUCACAGGUUGUUAAUGAGUCUUCCUCCGAUCCAGAUGCCUCGUUCGUCAUCAUGUUUCCAGCUUCUUGAAUUAUUUACUCAGCAUACAGAUUGAAUAAGUAUGGUGAAAGGAUACAACCCUAAUGCACACCUUUCCUGAUUUUAAACCAAACAGUAUCUCCUUGUAUUCAAAACAACUGCCUCUCGGUCUAUGUACAGGUUCCACAUGAGCACAACUAAGUGUUCUGGAAUUCCCAUUCUUUGCAAUGUUUCCGUAAUUUAUUAUGAUCCACACAGUCAAAUGCUUUUGGUAGUCAAUAAAACGCAGGUAAACAUCUUUCUGAUAUUCUCUGCUUUUAGCCAAGAUUAAUAUGACAUCAGCAAUGACAGCCCUCAUUCCACAUUCUAUUCUGAAUCUGGCUUGAAGCUCUGGCAGUUCCCUGUUGAUGUACUGCUACAACUAUUUUUCAAUUAUCUUCAGCAAAAUUUUACUUGAGUAUAACAUUAAUGAUACCGUUUGAUAAUUUCCACGUUCUGUUGUGCCACAUCAGCAAAUGAAGAUCCUGAAAGCUUUAUUCCAUCCAUGCCGUUAAGGUCAACUCUACUUUGAGAAGGCAACUGUCCCCCCAUCAUAUUUUGAGUGCCUUACAAGCUGAGUGGCUCAUCUUCUGGCACUAUAUCAGACAGUGUUCCACUACUAUCUAUAAGGUCUUCACUGGGCAAUCUUGUCAGAAGUAGAUUGCCAGGUCCUUCUUACCAGUCUGAAACCUGUCCACCAUGGGUGACCCUUCUGCCAUGUGAAAUACCAGUAGCAGAGCUUCCAGUAUGACGGCAAUAUGCAAGCCACCACAGCACAACAAACUGACAGACAAGUGGUGGAUAGCCAUUCUAGUGGGUGUGUGAAGUAUCUCAUCGUGGUUUUGAUUUGAAUUUCCCUAGUAACUAAUGUUGAGUAUCUUUUCAUGUGCUUAUUGGCAAUUCGUAUAUCUUCUUUGGAAAAUUGUCUAUUGAGGUCUUUUGCCCAUUUUUCAGUAGGGUUGUUUUUGUGGCUUUCGAGUUAUAGAACUUCUUUAUAUAUUCUGGAUAUUAAUCUCUUAUCAUAUAUAUGAUUUGUAAAUAUUUCCUUCCAGUGUGUGGGCUGUCUUUUCACUCUCUUCAUUAUGUCCUUUGAUGCACAAAAGUUUUUUUUUUUUUUUUAUGUUGAUGAAAUCUAAUUUAUCUAUGUACUUUUUGGUGUCAUAUCUUAAAAAUCAUUGCCUAAUCCAAAGUCAGGAAGAGUUUUACCUACAUUUUCUUCUAAGAGUUUAGUAGUUUUAGCUCUUAAAUUUUAGGCCUUUGAUCCAUUUUGAGUAAAUUUUUGUGUAUGGUAAGGCAAGGAUAUAGCUUCAUUAUUUUGUAUGUGGAUAUGCAGUUUUCCCACCAUCGUUGAAAACUGCCCUCUCCCAAUUGAGUGUUCUUGGCACCCUUGUGAAAAUAUAUUGACUAUAUAAGCCUGGGUCUGUUCCCGGGCUCUCUAUUCUAUUCCAUUUGUCUAUGUGUCUAUCAUUAUGCCAGUACAACACUGUUUUCAUUACUGUAGAUUUGUCAUUUUUUUUUUUAUUGUGCUUUAGGUCAAAGUUUACAAAAAUUUAUACACAUUGUUAUGUGACCCUAGUUGCCAUCCCUAUAAAGUAACAGCACACUCCCCCUUUCCAGCCCAGAUUUCCCGUGUCCAUUCAACCAGCUCCUAUCCCUUUCUGCCUUCUCAUCUCACCUCUAGACAGGAGCUGCCCAUUUAAUCUUGUGUAUCUGCUUGAACUAAGAAGCACACUUUCACGGGUAUUAUUUUAUGUUUUAUAGUACAGUCUAAUCUUUGUCUGAAGAGUUGGCUUCGGGAAUGGUUUCAGUUCUGCGUUAACAGGGAGUCCAGGGGCCAUGUCUUCUGAGGUUCCUCUAGUCUCAGUCAGACCAUUAAGUCUGGUCUUUUUACAUGAAUUUGAGUUCUGCACCCCACUUUUCUCUUGCUCCAUCAGGUACUCUCUGUUGUGUUCCCUGUCAGUGCGGUCAUUGGUGGUAGCUGGGCACCAUCUAGUACUUCUGGUCUCAGGCUGAUGGAGUCUCUGGUUUAUAUGGCCCAUUUUGUCUCUUGGGCUAAUAUUUUCCUUGUCUCUUUGGUGUUCUUCAUUUUCCUUUGCUCCAGGUGGGUUGGGACCAAUUGAUGCGUUUUAGGUGGCCACUUGCUAGCUUUUAAGACCCCAGACACCACUCACCAAAGUGGGAUGCAGAACAUUUUCUUUAAUAAACUUUGUUAUGGCAAGUGACCUAGAUGUCACGCAGAACCAUGGUCCCCAGACCCCCACCCCUGCUACUCUCUCCCUCAAAGUGUUUGGUUGUGUUCAGGAAUCUUCUCAGCUUUUGGUUUAGUCCAGUUGUGCUGACUUCCCCUGUAUUGUGCAUUGUCCUUCCCUUCACCUAAGAUAAUUCUUAUCUACUAUCUAGUAAACGAAUUCCCCUCUCCCUCCCUCCCCACCCUAGUAACUAUCAAAUAAUGUUUUCUUCUGUAUUUAAACCUUUUCUUGAGUUCUUAUAAUAGUGGUCUCAUGCGAUAUUUGUCCUUUUGUCACUGACUAAUUUCACUCAGCAUAAUGCCUUCCAGAUUCAUCCAUGUUGUGAAGUGUUUUGUGGAUUCAUCACUGUUCUUUAUAGUUGUGUAGUAUUCCAUUGUGUGAAUAUACCAUAAUUUGUUUAUCCAUUCAUUCACCGAUGGGCACCUAGGUUGUUUCCAUCUUUUUGCUAUUGUGAACAGUGCUGCAGUGAACAUGGGCGUGCAUAUAACUAUUUGUGUGAUGGCUCUUAUUUCUCUAGGAUAUAGUCCUAGGAGUAGGAUUGCUAGAUUGUAUGGUACUUCUAUUUCUAGCUUUUUAAGGAAGCACCAAAUCAAUUUCUAAAGUGGUUUUACCAUUUUACAUUCCCACCAGCAGUGUAUGUCGUUAAGUUUUGAAAUCAGGAAGUUUAAGUACUCCAGCUUUGUUCUUUUUCAGGAUUGUUUUGGCUCUUCAGGGUCUCUUCAGGUUCCAUAUGAGUUUUGGGAUAGGUUUUUCUGUUUCCAUAUAAAAAGUGUGGCUGUCUUGAACCUAAGCUUUUUGUUGGUCAGAAUCAGGAAAGGAGAGUCCCUGGAGGUUCAUCCCAAGAAAUCUUCCUGGAAGAAGGUAAUGUGAAGCAGCUUUGAAAAAGAGGAGAGGAACCUCCUGAGGGUGGUCCUGCCUCCAGGGGAUCAUCAAUCCCUUGCCCAACUGUCUUUAGGCAUGCUGAGGACAGCAGGACAUGCCCCUUUAGCUUGGUCUUCCCCAGCCUUGCACCAGCCUAUUUUACUGAAUUUAUCUCCCAACUGUUCCAUUCCAGAAGCCUCCAGAAGUACACCUAUCCUAGAGCAUCUCCUGGCUCCAGACAGGACUCCCAUUCUUUCUUUUUAUUGCCCGCUGGUGAAACACCUACCCAGCCUCCCGGAAAACCUCCUUUAUGAAAGCCUUCUGUGAUCGUUAAGGUUGUGUGUCAACUUGGCUGGGCCAUGAUUCUCAGUGGUUUGGCAGCUGUGAUGUAGUUUGGCAGUUGUGAUCACUUUUCAUGAUGAGAUUUGAUAUAAUGUGAUCACCUGCACGAUGUGAUCUGCUGUGAGAAGCCAGUCAGUUGAAAGGGAAUUUCCUUGGGGGUGUGGCCUGCAAGCAAAAUAAGUGGACUUUUGGCAAGGCUCCUGGGCUUUUGCUUGCUCUGGAUCCUGCAGCUGGCUACUGUUUGUCUGACCUCUGGCUCUUGGGACUUGAGCUAGCAGCUUACCUGUGUCUUGCCUGCUGAUCUUGGGAUUCAUUGGUCUUAAUAUCCUCUUGCCAAGAGCCCUGCUGUCUGACCUGCCGAUCUUGGUUCUGCUAGCCCCUGUGGCUCUUUGCAUCAGGAGAAGCCUCCAGCCUGAUCCACAGACUUGGGACCUUCCAGCCUCUACAACUGUGUGAGCUAUUGAUAUAAAUCUCUCUAUAUAUAUUUAUAUGCUUUAAUGGUUUUGCAUCUCUAGAAGACCUAGCCUAAGAUACCUUCCUUCCUGGCAGGUGGGGUUGAUCACCCGGUUGAUUACUUUUCCAUGUGAACUGACCAUUUCUUUGUCUAGACUUUUAAGCCUAUCUCAUCUUGACCUCCCUCCCCCCUGCUUAUAUGCCUUGUGAAUGGAAGUGGCCUAGCAAAGACAGGAGAAAACACCCCUUGGCAAGGUUUCUUGGCAAGGUCCCUGGAAGGGGAAGCCAGCAGGAGAGUGAGGCGGGGCUCAGGGACAGAAAUGUGUGCCCAGCCUGAGCACAGGUCCUGAACAUUGGGACCUGUCUCCUCCAGACUUACCAUCCAUUUAGUGAGUAUCCACCAUAUGCAAGGCACCAUGCUAGUAACAGGAGCCACUGUGAUGAGCAGGAGACUUGUCCUUUUGUUGCUUAUAGCUGUGGGGAGAUGACCUUAAUCAGAGAAUUACUAUGAGGUGCUAAUAACGGGAAGUAUCUUAUACUAGGAAUGCGUGUGACUAGGCACCUGAUGGGAAUGUGUGUGGGGAGAGGGGCAGUGUGUGUGACAUUUCCUGGCCUGGAGAAAGUGCUGGCUUCCACAGGCCUCUGGUCAAUGUUUGGGGCAGGCAGGGGUGACAAUGAGUGGCAUGCCCCACCAGUCCUCUACUUUUUCCACAAAGCCCUCCCUUCUGGGGUCCUCCUCCCACAAGUCCUAAGCUGCUUCUUAUGGAAUAAACUCUUGUACAGUGUCUCGACCCUCCAGGCCCAUGGGAUGACUAAGUGGUCUUUGAACUGUUCUCAUUCCGUCAAGGAGCUGGGCCAUUCACAGUAGGCACCACCCAGGCAACCUCCAUUUUCCCAGGCUGCUGGCUACCAGCCUGGUUCCCCACAAAGGCCCAAAGUCCUAACUUCCACAAAUUUCACGCACUCCCUUUCUCACCCCUAGGCCACACACCUGCAGGUUGUUUUCCUUUUACCUUAAAAACUCAGGUAGUGAUUAACUCUUCCUUUCCAGGCUUAUGAGGGUCUAGUGUGUGAGUCAGCCAAGGGGGUGGAAAUGGGGGUGGGACAGAGGCCGGGGGUUGAGCCAAAAGGGCAGGUGCUUAAGAGCUGUGAGCACCACUGUCCAAUUCCCUCCACAGAAUGCCAGCCUCUUAAGCCAGGGCCUCCAAGUGGUCGCUGUCCUGCAAUGGGUCUUCUCUUUCUUGGGGCUUGCCCAGGUGUGCAUGGCUGUGCUCCUCUCUCUGCUGGUAGGCCGGGCCUGGAUCCUAGCGGUCCUCUACCUGGUCUGGCUCUAUAGAGAUAGAGACUCACCUCGGACGGGAGGCCGCCGCUCUGCCUGGGUCCGCAACUGGGCGGUCUGGAGACACUUCUGUGACUAUUUCCCAAUCUCGCUCGUUAAAACCGCAGAGUUGGAUCCUUCGUGCAACUACCUCUUCAGCAUCCACCCUCGCGGGAUCCUGGUCGUCGGGGCCUUCGGCAACUUCUGCACAGAGGCCACAGGCUUCUCUCGUCUCUUCCCCGGCCUCUGGCCGCACCUGCUCAUGCUGCCCUGUUGGUUCCACCUCCCUUUCUUCCGGGACUACAUCAUGAGUGGUGGUGAGGAGUGCGAGGCCAGGCCACAGGACCCCCAGGCCCAGCUGUCGCCGCCUACCUCGGCUUCCUCCCUUCCUGAGAUCCUGGUCCCCAACUUCCCUACGCCCCCCUUGAAGACCCAACUCUGGUUUCCCAAACUCUGCCCUCCCCCCAAGUUUGGUCUCCUCAGACAAGGCCAGUGUCUCCUACUGUUGUCUCGGCCUGGGGGUGGCCAGGUGGCGGUCCUGGCUGUCGGAGGGCCCCUGGAGGCGCUGGAGGCAAAACCCGGAGAGCCGAUCUUACGGAUCCGGAAUCAGAAGGGAUUCAUCAAGCUGGCGUUGGAACACGGGGCCUCCCUGGUGCCGGUCUUCUCUUUCGGAGAGAACGAACUCUUCCAGCAGAUCCCCAACCCGCGGGGUUCCUGGCUGCGGGCGGCCCAGGAAGCGCUGCAGUCGCUGCUGCGCGUGGCCCUGCCGCUCUUCUACGGUCGCUGGGGCCUGCUACUGCCCUUCCGUACUCCGGUCCACACUGUCGUGGGGGCCCCGAUCCCAGUGCAGCUGACGCCCUGGCCCAGCCAGGCCCAGGUGGACUCGCUGCACGCGCUCUACGUGGAGCGGCUCAUGCAGCUCUUCGAGGAGCACAAGGCGCGCUACGGCGUCCCAGCGCACCAGCACCUCGUCCUCACUUAGGCGCGCCCUGGCCAUGCCGGGACUCCCUGGGGCUUGGGGCAGGGAGUAAAAUUAAAGCUGGUGAAAACAGCAGAGCUGCCUCCCAACCAGAACUACGUGAUGGGCGUUCACCCACAUGGGAUCAUGUGCGCUGGGGCCUUCUGUAAUUUCAGCACCGA